Molecule: messenger RNA, 4833 nt
Organism: Arvicola amphibius (Eurasian water vole)
Lineage: Eukaryota; Metazoa; Chordata; Mammalia; Rodentia; Cricetidae
Gene: Kcnrg
Product: potassium channel regulator
Exons: 2
Coding region: 1511-2323 (270 amino acids)
Biological process (GO): negative regulation of delayed rectifier potassium channel activity; protein homooligomerization
Cellular component (GO): endoplasmic reticulum
Molecular function (GO): protein binding
Source: RefSeq, a predicted model, not a curated record
CAUGAGCUAACAUGUCAUUGGUACAGGUAAUGAGGUACUGAGUCAUCGAGCAGACUGUCACAUUCCAAAGUGAAGACUAGGAAUGUGUGGGUUCCCAAGUUUGCUUUAGAGGAGUCUUUCUCAUGACACUGUAAAUCUUGUAAGUUUGGAAACCAGGUCUCUCCACCCUCUUCUUUUUGCCAGGCCUGAUCUGGUAGUCCUACCUCAAAUCUCCCAAGUAUUGGCAUCACAGUGAUCUUUGGGAACUCUUCACUGAAGUGACACAGCUCUUAGGGAGCUGUGCAUACAGGCAGGGGCAGCAGUUGGGAAAGCCAUCUUUAACUGGCACCCAGUGCUGCGGUUGUGCUGGCAAGUGCAUAGCAACUGUACAGCCAACCCAGUUCACUUGCCUGUCGUCAGACUCAUCUUCCUACACCUGUAGGCUGUAGGCAAGUGGACUGGGUUCCUUCCACAAUUGCUGUGACACUAAAGGAUAAAGCCAUCAGGAGAGAAAGAUGGCCACAGGACAGAAGUACGUAAUUUUCUCACGUUUAGAAUUCAAAAGAAAAUGAAUCUUAAGACUGUUUUAGUCCCCUUGUUUCUGUCAUGGGAAAAUGGGCCUUCAAAAGCCCAUUAAGUGAAGUUGGGUUUUAGAGAGCAGUUACCUCAUCCCUUGAUUUGGUUGAGAAGAACUAAAGUGACCAGGGAUGAGAAAAGCUGGCAAUGCGACAGCCAGGGCUGUUACACAGAGAAACUGUUUUUGGAGGGAGGAAGGACUGGGGAGAUGGCUUAGUGGUUAAGAACACUGGCUGUUCUUCCAGAGGAGCUGUGUUCAAUUCACCCACAUGGCAGCUCAGACUUGCCUAUUACUCAAUCAGACACACUCACAUAGACAAACAUGUAGGCAAAACACCACUGCCCAUAAAAUAAAAAUUAAAAAAUAAAGCAGAGUGUCUUCCUCAGCUACUAGCCACAAGACAGUCAAGUUGAAGGUGAGGUAAAGGCUCUUUAUUCCUAGCCUAACCCACACCCUAGCUGGUAAAUUAAUAGGGGUUCUGAAACCAGAUCAUGUUUUCUAUAAGCUUUUCCUCAGCCACGAGGGCUUGGUAACUGUCUGCGGAGAGAGCGGUUUUCUUUUCCUAGUGAUUUUGCUUGAGAUACAGACUUAUGGUUUCAUGGAGACCGAUUUCUUCUGUGCUGGAGACGGAACUCGAGGUCUCGCACGUUAUGCAAGGACUCUACCCCUAAACCACACUCCUAUUAUGAGACUUUGUUUUGUAUUCAGUGGAUUACAGGACAGGGAUCUAUUUGAAUCAUGAGGUGUAUUGACGUUCUGUUUCACUUGCUGUUUCUGUUUUAUACACUGCAAGUUCCCAAGCAACUCACAUUUGCAAACACAGCUAUGGAUCCACUGUUUGUCUUGACAAUAGUUACCUUGGAAUUUAGGUCGAGUUUUCUAUCUCCACUUCCCUGUUUCUUAAUCAUAUAUAACAUUUAUGGUAGCAGGUUGAGUUAAUGGUUUGUAGGAAGAAUGAGUGGUGAGGACCUGGUCACUCUGAACGUGGGAGGGAAGAUCUUCACAACAAGGCUCUCCACCCUAAAGCAGUUCCCCACCUCUCGGUUGGCAGGCAUGGUAGGUGGCAGAGACCCAGAGUUCAAGACAGUUAAUGGCCAGAUUUUUGUGGAUAGAGAUGGUGCUUUGUUUAGUUUCAUUUUAGAUUUUCUGAGGAAUCGUGAGCUCCUAUUACCGUCUGACUUUUCAGACUAUCUUAGGCUUCAGAGAGAGGCGCUUUUCUAUGAACUCGAUUCUCUCGUUGAGCUCUUAAGCCGGCACCUGCUACAAUCCAGACCUGCUCUUGUGGAGGUGCACUUCCUAAGCCGAAAUACUCAAGCCUUCUUCAGAGUGUUUGGCUCUUGCAGCAAAACCAUCGAGCUGCUAGCUAGAAGGAUUACAGUGUUUGUAGAGCAACCUACAGCACUGGCCCGGAGCGGUAACCCCUUCCCUCCUCAGGUGACUUUACUUCCACUGCCUCCACAAAGACCUUCUCACCAUGACCUGGUUUUCCACUGUGGCUCUGAUGGCACUAUUGAGAACCACGCUGGAGUCAGGUACAUUUCCAUAAAGCCUGAUAACCGAAAAUUGGCGAAUGGAACAAAUGUCUUCGGCUUGCUGAUCGAUACUUUAUUAAAGGAAGGCUUUCAUCUGGUCAGCACUAGAACACCAGCCUCUGGAGACAAAAGUGAAUGCUAUGUCUUUGAAAAGAUAAAACGCCCUCAAGUCCUUGGGGAGAAUAAAACACCAAAACCAGAAAAUACUACCAUACCACCGCCAUCCCAGAAAUAACACUGUAAAAAGAGUAAAGGGAACAUGUUCUUGUUUGGAAAUUCCAUACCUGGAGCAUGUGUGCCAUCAAAUUUGGACUUGGUCUGACUUUGGAUGUUCUCUUCUACCUGCCUUUUUGCCUUGGGCAACCCAGCCCGUCAUGCUUAAAGCUACCCUGCAGACUCUCUCAAAACAACACUGCACAGGGGGUUUAGCACUUGCUCCUUCAAGGCCUUUCACCAUGAAAUACCAUAGCUUUUAAAAAUGGGCUCUGGACUGUGUCUGAGCCUAGUUUAGUCAUUUAUUAGCUAUGUGGCUUAAGUGAGGCAUUUCUGUGUUUCAACUUUAUCUAUUAACUAGGGACAAAAGAGUAUCCCCCUCAUAGGUUAUAAGUGUUGGUUAAAGGGAACAAAGUUCUCAUUAUGUUGCCUGGCAUGUGGUAGGCACUCAGUAACUGUUAAUGAUAAUGAUCAUGGGUCACUUGCUUUCAAACCCAUCUCUUCUCUGAGGCCUUGUUUACCUUCCCUUUGUUUACCUGCAGUGUCAGUGACUGAAACCUCAUACAUGCUAAGUAUCCUUUAUGACUAACCUGUAUUCCCCAGCAGCUGAUCAUUCUGCUUAGACUUGUAUAUCAUCAUAAAACCAUGUUUCCCUUACAUAAAUGUUUGAGAAGUUUCUAAUGCUACUAUACAGUAUUGUGCUAAACUUAUAAAUCAUACAGUAUUUAAAUUUGGUGAAAAGUUUUAGAAUAACAUUUAAAGCAUACAUAAUGACUUAGUUUCUCUCAUUUUUUGUGUUAUUUUUUAAGCAAUAGGAUAACACCUAAAAUAGAAAUAACUUCAAAACUUCUAGUGUUUGCUUAUAGUCGAGUGAAAAGCUGUUAUAUGGAAAUACUUCAAAGUUUGUAAUUCAUUCAAGAACUUUUUUUUAAAAAAGAUAUUUGUAUUAGUUAGGGCUUCUGUUGCUGAGAUGAAAUACCAGGACCGUUGGGGAGGAAAGGGCUUAUUCAGUGUGUACUUCUGUGGGGGUUCCCUGUGAACACCAGGCCUGGCAAAGAAAGAAAUCCAGUUCAACACAACUUAGCCUGUGUUGGUUCAAAUGAACUUGAUACUGGGCAGUUUAUUUCAGUCAUAUUUAAGUACAUUACAACAUUGGGAAAAUAGUUCCUGGUGACAGUUAUCACAAUAAAGCUUAAGGGUGGCUACAUUAAAACUUUUUUGCAAAGUACAUAUAACUUCUUUAGUAAGAAUGGGUUCUAUAGCUUAAGGUCCCAGGGGAGGAUCUGGUGUGGUCUAGGUCAUUACAGAGGUCACCAGGCUACAAAGUACAUGUGACAUCUCUUCUAGGGACAGGUUCUGUUGACUGAGAAAUAAAGGUCUAGGGCAGAAGAGUCUGGGAUAAGCAUCAAAGUCUGGGAUAAGCAUCAAAGUCUGGGAGAUGGGAGAUUCAGGUGUGGCCAGGCCACGAGAUUCUUGUUUUAAAGAGAAGGAACAAAGUUGAGUGGGUAGGGUAUAUAGGGAGGUAGGAAGCAUCUGCAAGGAACUUGGGGAGAGGAAAACAAAAAUACAGUAUGGAAAUUUUUUUUCAAUAAAAUGUUCAGGGGGUAAAAGUAUUCAGUAGAAAACUAUCAACUACUGACAUGACACAAAAUCAUUUAUAAAGAAGGAAAUACACACAGAAAGUACUACACAUAGUGGCACAUGAUUGCAGCCCCAGCUCUGGGAAACUGAGACAGAAAGGAGGACCCCAAAUUUAAGAGAUCCUUGAACUGUGUUUGCUGAGCUACAGAGUGAUGAUAAUAAUAAAAGAAUCAAACACAUAUGAAAAAUGAACACGAGCAGAGACACUGAGUAGUCUCAGUCCCCAGAACCUGUCCACGCAGUCUUCCAUAGCAAAAGGUUUGCACUGUGAGCCUCAUCUCUGGGCCCACCGUGGGAGCUGAGAGGACUGCAGCCAUUAUAUUUGUUUCUAGGACAGGAGCACUUAGUUACCUGGCUUACAAAAGAUUUUAUGUUAAAAGCCUGGCAGUGGUGGCACAUACCUUCAAUUCUAGCACUCAAGAGGCAUAGGCAGGCAGAGCUCUGAGUCUGAGGUUAGUCUGGUUGUCUACAGAGUGAGUUUCAGGACAGCCAAGGCUACACAGAGAAAUCAUCUUCAAAAUAAAACAAAAAGUUCUCUGUUAAAGAUCAUCGCAUGGAAGCUAUGGUGAACCUUUAGUUCCAGAAAGACAACCCCAAGAUGGUGCAAGCCUUCAACAUGGAGGAUGGGGGACUUCUGAUGGGGCUCACAGAAAAUACAACAAAGAGACUGGAGGCAAUGUGGAACCUCUGAUCCAUCAAGAGAAAAGAAACAAUGUGCAGUUUUGAUGUUGCACCCCAGCAUGUUGUGAUGUUACCUGAUCAUUGUGGUGAUGGGAUGUGGGCCACUUCCCGCCGCCCUGCUCUUGGCCACUGGCUAGCUUAAAACCCGAAAUAACAACACACAAAUUGUAUUCUUUUAAACACUGCCUGGCUCAUUAGUUUCAGCCUCUU